GAAAUGUCUGUGAAGUGUCAGAUGGAGCUUUCCAAAAAUGUUCUCGAUGGAUCAGAAAUAACUUAUAGGGGUGUAAAAAUGACGGAUUUUGUAAAUUUCUUUUUAGUUUACGCUCUAGUUUAACAAAUUUCAAUGAACUGUGUGUUACUGAAAACUGUGAGAAAAAGUUCAAUAAUCUCGGGUUCAAUAGAACUAGUGUUAUUUGCAUAAUACCCCGUAAGUUUAGGCGGCCACAGAGUUUUGCGGGCGAGCUGAAAGAGAAAGAACUUUUCGGUGGGGCGACUUGCAGUUUUUCCGAGUGCGAGAAUCCGAGUUGGCCAGGAAGGCUUUUUGUGCAAAUCACAUUGUUUUCCUUCCCAUUUUCUUAGUGUUUUAGGAUUACGCUAUUAAUGUUGUAUCUGUGAUCCUUUCGAAAAGUGCUGUGUCACCAUUUAGUAGCAAUUUGCGAAGAGAAGGGACAGAUUUCGCGACUUUGAGAGAAACGCCAGCAUCUCAGCCAUGUAUUGGGAUGGUUCCUACACGCCUUCUCAGCACAUUGAGGCCCUGCUCAACAAAGAAAAUGUCACGCUGCAGGAGAUUCUGGAGGAUCAGGACAUCCUCCAGGAGUGCCGGACACAGAAUACCAAAUUGGUUCAAUUCCUCAAUCGUCCGGACAUUCUGGAGGAGCUCGUGACACUAAUCACAACGGAGCCGCCAACAGAUGUUGCCGAGAGCGAACGCUUCAAGCAUUCCAAUCUGGCAUGUGAGAUUCUGACGAGUGAUCUACCGUCCCUCAAUCAGAGUCUCGUAGCAGAUUCGGCGAUUCUGCAGAAAUUGUACUCAUUCUUGGAGCAGAAACCCCCUCUCAAUCCACUCCUCAUGUCAUUCUUCUGCAAGACCUUUGGGAUGCUGAUUGCCCGGAAGCAGCAUCAAGACUGGUUUGCAUAUCAAUAUGUCUGCAUAACGGUGCUGGACUUCAUUAAGUCCCGCACGGAUUUUCUUGGAACGAUGCUCCAGCAUAUGGGCACACCGGUGAUCAUGGACCUGCUGCUGUACAUCAUAAUGCACAUUCAGGGUCCGGAGCUGAGGCAGAAUCUGCUGGAGUGGUUCAAUCAGCAGAAUCUCAUUGAGCGCCUAAUUGGGGCGCUGGGACAGGAGCAGGAUAGGGAGAAGCAUGAGAAUAUUGCCCAGUUCCUCGUUGAGUACAUUCGCGAGGGCAGACGGAAGCGACAGAGUGAGAAGGAGGAGGUCAAUCAGGUGGAUCUCCUGCUGGAGACGCUCGAAGAUGCGAAAACCACUGAACUCCUCCUGCGCACAAUUCUCGAUGCUGAGCACCAGAAUGACGGCAACAUUGUUGCCGGAAUUACCAUUAUUCUUGCCUUAAUUGAGUAUUUAACCACAAAUGAGCUUUCAGACGAUUCCGCCGUUCAGUAUCUCGUGAACAAGGAGAAGGAGCACCAUAUAACUGUGGUGGAAAAUAUCCUUGGAGUGUUGAAGCUUCAUAUAGGGAAAUUUCAUGAUCUACUUCUGAAACCACCGGAAAUGUCACCGAUGCUCCUCGAGGCGAAUGUAUCCAUUUUGCCAGCUUUUGGAAAUACAAGACUUCAAAUAUGCUGUCUAUUCACAGUAUUAAUAGAAACACAAGAUAGUGAUAUUAUCAAUGCAAUUUGUGCAACAGAUUUUUUUAACACAUUGCUCAACCUCUUUAAGCAAUACUGUUGGAAUAAUUUUCUACACAACCAUGUCAAUAAGUGUCUGCGCUAUGCACUCAAUGCUUUUGACACGGGUAUCGAUAGAGAAAAUUACAAAACUGUGUUGAAUUUGUCUGCCUUACAGAAACACGUGGUGGUUGAUUGCAAAGUAGUGUCAAAGUUGCUGGAUUGCUGGAUGUACAAUGAGAGUGAACAGGAGACGAAUCAAGGACGUCGCCUUGGCUAUAUGGGUCAUCUGAUUCAAAUUCUCGAUUCACUGGUUUCAAGUUACACAAUGUCUGAGGAACUUCGUGCCUUAAUUGAUUCGACACUAGUGGAGGAUGAGAUGGUGCUGUGGCAGAAGAUAAUUGCCGAGGAAGAUGGCGAGUUGACGGUUGAGAUGAAACAGCAGAAGCGCUUUCUUGCCGAUCAUAAUCCAUUUCAGGAUGACAACAACGUGGGACCCAAAGACUUCUACAACGAGGCAUCAGAUACGUUUAACGACUUUGGAGACUCCAUGCACUCUGCAAUAGAUGAAAUGCCCAAUAUGGCUAAUACAGAGGCCAUUGAUAACUUCUUCUCGGCUUACAUAUCAAGUGACCUGAGUUCGAGUAUUCUGAAUAAUCUAAAAGUUUGGCCAGAUGAUGAUUUGCUGGCGAACGAUGAGGAAGACUUUGAGGCAACGUGGUCAAAAGUUGAUGAUAAUAGGGAGGCAAGUGCAUUAACAUUCAUCAAUCCAUGGGAUUCCGAUGGUGCCACAUCAACUGAUGACCAACAACAGCAACCGCAGCAACAAUCCUGUGAUUCCGGCUGGGCCAAUUUCUCCUCGGACAAUUUUGCCGAUUUCGAUACGCACUUCAAUCAGUUCAGCUGUUCCAAUGAUAGCGUCGAAUUUACAAAUGCCACGAAUAAUGAUGAUGAUCGAACAAUUGCACUGGAUGACAAUCAAAAGGAAGAAAAUGCCGUGGAUAUUUCAGAAAAAGGCAACACCAUCAAUGAUCAGGAAAUCCAAAAGGAGAAAAAGGAUGAAGGAUCUGUGGAGGAUCAUGAAAAUAAGGAAGAAAGUACAGGUGUUGGUAGUGUAGAAAAAAUCCCAUCGGUUGAGGAAGGCAGCGAAAAUCCAAUUCAGACUGAUAAUGCAACCACUGAAAAUAAAAUCUGCGAUGAAAAUGCCAAAAAUGGAGACAACUCUCAAACUUCUGAAGAAGCUACUGACGUGCCAUUGAAUGUCGCAACAGAAAGUACCAAUGAUGAGGUGAUUGGCGAUUCUGCGGAGGAGCCAAAGAAGAAGGAAGACAGUGCCGACGAGAUACUUUCUAGCAAUGGACCAACUGAUAAUUCCAUUGACGUGGAACUCAAAAAUUGCAACAACAAUGAAAUAAAUGACUGCAAAAGUCAACCAACUUCCACCAAGACAGCAAUUGUGGCUGUUGAUGAAAAUAAUGCCACAACGCUGACCACUACCGUGGAAAAUGGACCGGCUUAAUACAUGAGGCAAAAGUCUAAAUGCAUGUAAGAAAAAAAACAUAGACUUUUUUGUUUUGUUGAAAAAAAAACAACAUUUUUCUUUCCAAAAUUAGCAUAACGCAACUCCCACCCGAUUUUAAAAAGAAUCCUCAAUUUGAGCCAGCAAUAGAAAUUGUAGAUAUUAUUCUUUUUGGGGGUAUAGAUAAAAAAAAACAACGCUUUAUCAGUUAUUAUGUAAAUUUGAUAUUCUUUCAAAGAUUUUCUUUUGAGUAUUUGCAGUAGAAAAAAAACACGUUUUCCCUUCGAAAAUGGCAACAUUUAGACAAAGAAAAAAAAAAACCAGUGGAACUUAUUUGCUACAACCAUAUCAUUCACACGGUAAAAAAAUUCUUUUAAAGUGUACUAAAAAAAAACCAUAAGGUAGGUAAUGACAAUUAAGGAAAAUUAAGAAAUACAAAAAAAAGAAAA
This is a messenger RNA of Phlebotomus papatasi, 3605 nucleotides long. It is a transcript of the gene fmt, whose product is annotated as serine/threonine-protein phosphatase 6 regulatory subunit 3-B. The record is from RefSeq and is a predicted model, not a curated record. Gene Ontology annotation, cellular component: nucleus; cytosol. Bases 499 to 3156 code for a protein of 885 amino acids. The transcript has 9 exons. Gene Ontology annotation, molecular function: protein phosphatase binding; protein phosphatase regulator activity. NCBI's taxonomy places the organism in Eukaryota, Metazoa, Arthropoda, Insecta, Diptera, Psychodidae.